AUGCAGGCCCCAGGAUCCGAGCAUGACGACUCUUUUGAUUUCCUGUUUAAGAUCAUCCUGAUCGGAGACUCUAACGUAGGGAAGACCUGUGUGGUUCAGAAUUUCAAGUCAGGGAUUUUCGCGGAGAGGCAGCAGAACACCAUCGGGGUGGACUUCACUGUACGAACCGUGGACAUCGAGGGGAAGAAAGUGAAGAUGCAAGUGUGGGACACGGCAGGCCAGGAGAGGUUUCGUACAAUCACCCAGAGCUACUACCGCAGUGCUCACGGCGCCAUGAUCACCUAUGACAUCACACGACACUCGACCUUUGACUCAGUGACCCACUGGAUCAAGGAGUUAGAGCUGUAUGGGGCAGCCAAUGUGGUGCUGGUCCUCAUAGGUAACAAAUGUGACCUGGAGCAGGAACGUCAGGUUAAAUUUGAGGAAGCCUGUAAACUGGCAAAGGAGAGAGGCAUACUAGCUGCUCUAGAAACAUCAGCAAAGGAGAGUAAGAAUGUGGAAGAAGCCUUCAUGAUGACGGCAAGGGAGCUGCUCUUUCGUAACGGCCUUAAUGUCCAGCAGGGGGACUUGGAGAGCACGCCUCGAGUUCUCCUCCGGGGCAACUCUCGGCCGGUUAAUGGCGUCGUAGCGGCCUACACACCACCAGAGAAGAAGUCAUGUUGCUGA
Molecule: messenger RNA, 666 nt
Organism: Xiphias gladius (swordfish)
Lineage: Eukaryota; Metazoa; Chordata; Actinopteri; Istiophoriformes; Xiphiidae
Product: ras-related protein Rab-19-like
Exons: 4
Coding region: 1-666 (221 amino acids)
Cellular component (GO): trans-Golgi network
Molecular function (GO): GTPase activity; GTP binding
Source: RefSeq, a predicted model, not a curated record